GAGAGAGAGAGAGACAGAUGAAACACAGAAAAAGGAGUCAGCAAUAGAUGGAGCUACAGGAAUAAACAGAUAAAGGAAGAGAGACAGACAGGGAUAGGCAGAAACAAAGACAAAGAAUGACAGACGAAGAUGGAGGAAAUGCCGGAGGAGGCGAGCCGGCGCCUGGGUAGAUGUGAGCCCAAGGUAAUGGCCAGGCUGGUGGACAUAGGCACACAGACAGAUCCAGUAGUUGUGCUGUCCUUGGCCCAGGCCGCCGUGCUAGGUCUCAUCUCCCAGAAUGAAGUGUUCGGAGCUACUAUUGCACCCAACGGCUUCUACACCGGUGAACCCAAAGAGUCCCCUGCACCCCCAGUAGACGGAGUCGACUACGAGUACGCAGACCAGCUUAUCGGAGCCAACGGAGAUUACUUAGGAGACAACUUGGGAGAAGACGGUCAGAUGCAACCCAGCUGCAGUCAGAGGAGGUGGCAGCAGGGGCCGCCUCAACAUCCGGACGGGAAAAUGGUUGGCCCCGAUCGCCACAGCCUUCAAGGCGGUGACGUGUCCUCGUCCCAUGUGAAAGGGGAAGGGGUGAACUCUGGAAUGUCCUCCUGUGUCCACAUGCUUAACAACAUGGCUCCCAGAGGAGGUUUAGUACAAGUGGAUCCAGCCACCCUCAGAGGCACCAACAAGAACUGUGCAGAGUGUGAGCGGGAAGCAACGAACCAGCAGCAAGCCAACACACACGUCCACCCUCCUCCCACUCAGGUGGGCCACAGAGGAGGGGAGCAGGGCCACAGAGGACUGCAGGGCCAACGCCCUAUGGGGGGACACGGUCGAGGUGGCCGGGAGGAUGAAGAAGAGGUAGAACACCAGGGAAACAACAUGAUGAAGCCCACACAGCAGGAGGAAGCUAUCAGCAGCUACUUCCAGACCAGUGAAGUGGGCAGCUAUGACUCGGGGGAAAUGGGCAUGGGGGGCGAGUACGAAGAUGGCAGCCAGAGCAUGAUGUGGACAGACGGGAGUGCAGGAGGGCAGCACCAGCCGCCUCCGCACCCCCAGCCUCCACGUCGGCACGGCGGUCGCAGAGUAGACCGGCUAGAUAUCAACAUCCAGAUCGACGAAUCGUACUGCGUGGACGUGGGAGACGGUCUGAAGCGCUGGAAGUGCCGCAUGUGUGAUAAAUCUUACACCUCCAAAUACAACCUGGUCACGCACAUCCUGGGCCACAACGGGAUCAAACCACACGCCUGUCCACACUGCGGGAAGCUCUUCAAGCAGCCCAGUCAUCUUCAAACGCACCUGCUAACCCACCAAGGUACACGGCCCCACAAGUGCACCGUCUGCAAGAAGGGCUUCACCCAAACCAGCCACCUGAAGCGACACAUGCUCCAACACACUGACGUCAAGCCAUACAGCUGCCGCUUCUGCCGCCGCGGCUUUGCCUAUCCCAGCGAACUGCGAGCGCACGAGGUGAAGCACGAGCGGGGUCGCUGCCACGUGUGCUCGCAGUGCGGCAUGGAGUUCCCCACCUACGCCCACCUCAAACGCCACCAGACCAGCCACCAGGGCCCCCACACCUUCCAGUGUACCGAGUGCAACAAGUCGUUCGCUUACCGUAGCCAGCUCCAGAACCACCUCCUGAAGCACCAGAGCCCGAGGCCUUACACCUGCUCCCAGUGCGGCCUGGAGUUUGUGCAGCUCCACCACCUACGUCAGCACUCACUCACUCAUAAGGGGAUGAAAGGCCACAAGUGUGACGUCUGUUCCCGAGAGUUCACCCUGUCUGCCAACCUGAAGAGGCAUAUGCUCAUCCACAACAGCGUGAGACCCUUCCAGUGUCACGUCUGCUUCAAAAGCUUCAUCCAGAAACAGACCCUCAAGACCCACAUGAUUGUCCACCUGCCUGUCAAGCCAUUCAAAUGCAAGGUAUGCGGAAAGUCUUUCAACAGAAUGUACAACCUGCUGGGCCACAUGCACCUCCAUGCUGGCAGUAAGCCCUUCAAGUGUCCUUACUGCACCAGUAAGUUCAACCUGAAGGGGAACCUCAGCAGGCACAUGAAGGUCAAGCAUGGAAUGGACGUUUCACCAGAGGGACAAGAAGUUCUUCCAGAAAUGGAAAGCCAGGGGGAGUAUGAAGGACAGAACUUCAGCUUUACAUCACCAGACAAUAUGGACAACGGUGGCUCCCAAAACCUCACUAAACUCACUACAGCAAACAUGGAGGACAUGGAGGAGUAUUACAACUUUGGCAAGGAUACAAGCAGCUACACUACACCUUGAGUGAUGAUGGACCAGCAAACAUGAUUUGGGUUUUUGUUUUUUUUUUAUUCCAAAGCAGAAGGAAAUCACAGAUUCGUUGUCAAGGCUUUGGGAGACUUUGGGGGAAGGGUUUUCUUUUAGUUAUGGCCUCCUUCCAGAAGAGCCAGAACUGCCGGACUCUGAUGGGAGGCCAGGAAGCAGACACACUUCAAAGGACACGUUUCAGCUCUGUUGCUUAUAGCAGAGACGCUGAAACUGUUGACAUGGUCUGGAGCUCCUUUUUGGGGAUUACUACGCGAACCAACUCCAAGACACUCUGUCUGGCGGACAGUGAAAUCUGUAUGUUGUGUGUAUGUAUCAGUUAUUUGAAAAGAAAAAAAAAAGAAAAAACGUUGCAGUUGCAGAGCCAUCAGUUACAUUUGAUGUGAUAGAAAACUGUUUACCAUUUGCCAUUUUUGUCAUUCACAACCAAUGUAUGCCCUUAUAUUUUUGACUGAAAGUGCCAGCUAGAUACAUUUGCAACUAAGCUUCCACCGUGUCAGCUAUUUACUCACUGUAUAUCGAACUUUUGAUACAUAGUCACAACAUACUCAUAGGUUUGAAUGCUCUUACUAAACAGUUCCUAAUUGUUGUUACCUGUUCCUGCCCAGCCCUCAGUUUAAAAUUUAAACAGGCCGGUCUUUCAGUGCGUUUGUGCUUUUUGCACAGGUCAUUGUAGUCUUUUUCUUACCAGGGCACUUACUACCAAAGUUGCUACUGUCCAAUUUCGGCUGAUGCCAGAAAACCACGUUGCCGGCAUGUCAAGCCCUCUCACUGUACAAAUGAUUCUGCAACAUGCAGUGUGUUUACCCCGUUUUUGUUUCACAUGGUUUAGCUUUACAUUAAUAAUCAAUCCCGUGUAGUGAAUAUACAGCUCUAGUUUUUGAAUUACUGAGUGAACAAUACAAAGCACUUUUUCAUUGAGACCCGUCAUUUUUCUGUGAAGCCCAUCUUCAGUGAGAGUGAACUCAUUUGCCUCAAGGAGAAGAGCUUGGGGAAAUAAGAUCGUAGAAUCUUCUAAACCCCAUAACGGCAAUAUUAUUAAAAACAAACAGAUAUGCUUUCUCAGUAGGUUUUUGUAAAGUGCAGUUUCCUUGAUAUGGGUAUUCCACAGUUGUCAGUUCAAAUGCGAAUUGAGGAAUGAGCAGUUUGUAUGGAGAAUCAGCAGUUUGGGUUUUUUGUUGUUUGUAGUUUCAGCACUCUUAAAUCCAGGGCUGUUUGCACUUUACUUUCAAUUCAAUUAAUUCAGAAAGAUAUGUUCCCUCUUCCAGUGAUAGUUCAGGUUAUUUGACGUGAGCUUCUGUCAGAUACUUAUCUAUAGUCAGUGUACUGUCUGCAAUAGAUUAGAUCGAUGUGCUUCCGGUUUGGAGGAGUAGUCACGAGUAGUGACAGAGAAACAGAGUGAUGUACUGCUGUUCAGGGGGUCAGCAGAAGAAACGUGUUUUAGCCACUUCAACAUGCCCACUGAAAAAAAAAAAAGCCAAUAUCAGCUAAAGCAUACACUUUAUUUUGAAUAUAUUCACUGCUUUAUCUUGCCAUAAAACAGCCCUUUUCUUUGGAACUACAUUCUCUCAACAGUUGAACUAAUGUAUUACUACGCACAGGUGCGCUAAUGCGAUAGUUCAGCAGUUGACAAAAAUGUAGUUCCAAAGGAAAGGGCUGUUUAACGGCAAGAUAAAGCAGUGAAUAUAUUCAAAAGAAGCAUACACUUACUGCAGGUAAUACACUGUCUAUGUACGACUAAGUAUAUAAUCUGACUAAGUACCUCACACAACCCCACGUCAAACAACCAGAACUAGGAAAAAAAUACUGAAUGGAUAUUAAAUCCAACAUGCGGAUUAAAAAAAAAAGAAAGGAAAUAUUUGGCGCUCCUGGUUACAUUUUGUAAUGGUUGAAUUGAAAGUGGACUGAGACUAGUCCUGCUAUUCAUAAUUCUGUUUUGGGGAAGACAGUCAGCUCCCCCUGUCCUGCCAUGCAGGUCAGCCUUGAUAUGCACACUAAACCAGAGGAAUGGUCUACUAGUUCUUUUUUUCAGAUGAGGAAUAUCAAACUGAGACCUCAUGGAAAUUGACCAUGAAUUAUUUAAUAAAGGUUCUCUAGUUUAAAUGA
Seriola aureovittata is the source of this 4389-nucleotide messenger RNA. It is a transcript of the gene znf710b, whose product is annotated as zinc finger protein 710b. The transcript has 5 exons. Bases 130 to 2262 code for a protein of 710 amino acids. NCBI's taxonomy places the organism in Eukaryota, Metazoa, Chordata, Actinopteri, Carangiformes, Carangidae. Gene Ontology annotation, molecular function: RNA polymerase II cis-regulatory region sequence-specific DNA binding; DNA-binding transcription factor activity. Gene Ontology annotation, biological process: regulation of transcription by RNA polymerase II. The record is from RefSeq and is a predicted model, not a curated record.